AUGCCAUUAGCACAUAAUCUUAGUAAAGUUACGAAAAAUGUAUCUAAAUCAACAGGUGCCAUCCAUGUUAAAGGACGUAAAUUCAAGCAAUUAAAUCGUGCAACAUUAAGGGAGAAAAAAAUUCAACUGAAAAAAUUAGAAUCUUUAGAAAGAAAAUCAAAUGAAUUAAGUAUUGUAUUUUUCAUUCAAAAUAUUCUUAAAGAUGAUUCCACCAAAGAAGAAUAUUCAAUUGAUGAAAUGAAAACCAUUAUUGAAGAUUUUAUUAAUCAAAAUAACGAAGAAUUAGAAAAAUUAAAAUCUGAAAGAAGAAAAGGUAGACCUCCAACAAAUAGACAAAAUUUAUUAGAAGAAAAAUUAAAACAUGAUUUAGAUGUUUAUAAAACUGGGUUUAAAAUUCCUGAUAUAAGUGAUAAAUUAACUGUUGAAAGAGUAAGAGAUUGGAAUGGAACUACUGGUGCUACUACAGUUAUGAAAUUUAUACGAAUUUCCAAAGAUAUGACAGAAUUCCCAACCCAAGAAGUUGAAAUGAAGUAA
This is a messenger RNA of Candida tropicalis MYA-3404, 534 nucleotides long. RefSeq lists its product as uncharacterized. The record is from RefSeq and is a predicted model, not a curated record. Gene Ontology annotation, cellular component: nucleus. The transcript has a single exon. The coding region runs from base 1 to 534 and encodes 177 amino acids. NCBI's taxonomy places the organism in Eukaryota, Fungi, Ascomycota, Pichiomycetes, Serinales, Debaryomycetaceae.